AGAGAGAGUGACACCUACACACACACAAACACACAUACACACACACACACACACAGCUGUACUUGUGCACCGGACAGCUGAGUGUCGGUCACACACGGUGCAUGUGACAUGUGAGUGACGGUGUGAUGCGUCGUGUCGCUGCAGCGGAGCGGCAGGAAACUCCAGAGGCUCCGAGCGGCUCCUGUCAUCACAUGUCAUCCACCGAGAGAGAGCAGAUCUGGAUUUGACCUCAGAGGACUGGACUUGUUGAAGCAGGGUCCAUGGAGGAGCUGGAGCCAGAGGAGCAGUUCCUGCGCUGUGCCCGUAAUGGAGAUCUGCCUGGGAUUCAGAAGCUCCUCAUGUCCACGAUCAAGGAGGAGACACGGAUCAACAUCAACUGCAAAGGUAAGAGUAAGUCAAACCUGGGAUGGACGCCUCUUCACUUGGCUUGUUACUUUGGACACAAAGAUGUAGUGGAGGAAUUGCUCAAGGCGGGGGCAGAUGUUAACUUGCCCAAUAAUAUUGGAGAUUCGCCGCUGCACAAAGCCGCCUUCACGGGAAGAAAGGAGGUUGUCAUGCUGCUGCUGCACUAUGAUGCAUGCGCUACUGUCAUCAAUGGGACAGCACAGAUUCCCAAAGAUGUCACUCAAAAUGCAGAGAUCAGGAGCAUGUUGGAAGCGGCCGAGCGGACAGAGGAGAGGAAACUGGAGGAGCAACUUUUGGAAGCUGCACGAGAAGGAGACCUGUCAACACUAACUCAGCUGCUCAGCAGGAAGAAGCCUCCAGACAUCAACUGCUCAGAUCUGCUGGGUAACACUCCGCUGCACUGUGCGGCCUAUCGGGGCCAGAGGCAGUGUGCCCUGAAGCUGCUCAAGAACGGGGCCGGCCCCAACAUCAAGAACAAGAAAGGCCAGACAGUGUUUGACCUUGCCAGCGAUACAGCAAUGAAGCAGGUCCUCGAGGGCAGCGUUCAUCGGGGCACAACCCGCCUCGUCAAGAAGUAUGAGGGACUCCUGUGGAAGAGCUCCAGAUUUUUUGGCUGGCGCUCCUACUGGGUCGUCCUUCAGGAUGGGGUUUUAUCCUGGUACUCAAAACAGUCAGAUGCAGCGUCUAAUGUCAGAAGGCAAGGCUGCAAGUCCUUGACACAUGCCCACUGUUUGAUCCGAGCCAAAGAUAACUGCUUUUUCACCCUCAAGUGCUUUGAUGACAGUGUGCAUCACUUCAAGGUGUCGCCUCAAAGCGACCCGGAGGCAACGAGAAAAGCGUGGCUGGGUGCAAUGGAGGAGCACUCGGCUUACAGCACACACUACUGCUCCCAAGAGCAGGGCAGCGAGGAAGAGGAGGAGGAGGAAGUGAUCUCACUUGGGGAGUUAACAGACUCACUACAGACAGCGGAGUCCAGCCAGAAGAAGCUGGAGAAAGAGGUGGCAGCCUUCCUGUCCAUGGUGAAAUAUGACGCACUAGCAGAAAGCUUUCCAGCUGCCGUACUGCAAAAGAUGCAAGAAAUCUGCAAGUUGUCCAGUGAGACCAGUUCCAGUCUCAGUGUCUGUCUCGGCCUCUUGUCCAAACAGGAAGGGGUGCGCAGUCUGAAAUUGGAGCAGGAGGUAGAGAAGAAUAAGAUCCUCUCCGAGGCGCUGCAGACUCUGGCCACGGAGCACCACGAACUUGAGCAAUCCGUCGUCAAGGGAUCUUCACCGCGGAGUGCCCUCAGCGAGGAUGAGUUCCACGACGCCUUGUCUGAAUCGGACUCGGAGAUCUCCCUGAGUGGCUUUGAGACGGUGGCCAGCCAUUCCUUUGACGAGGACGAAGAGGAGGACGAAGGCUCUGUCAUGUUAAGCAGCCCUUGUGGCAGCCCCACCAGCAUGUUGCAGGAGGAUCACCAUAGCGACAAAGACAAGACUCAACCCAAUGGGAUCACAGAGCAUAGGGCCAGCUUACCUGCACCAAUGUUUUCAAGAAAUGACUUCAGCAUUUGGAGUAUCCUGAGGAACUGCAUUGGAAUGGAACUCUCCAAGAUCACAAUGCCGGUGAUUUUCAACGAGCCGCUCAGCUUUCUGCAGCGUCUGACAGAGUACAUGGAGCACACGUACCUCAUUCACCAGGCCAGCGCCUCCUCAGACUCUAUUGAGCGAAUGAAGUGUGUGGCUUCGUUUGCGGUGUCCGCUGUGGCCUCCCAGUGGGAACGGACAGGUAAACCGUUCAACCCCCUGCUGGGAGAAACUUAUGAACUGGUCAGAGAGGAUCUGGGUUUCAGGCUCAUAUCGGAGCAGGUGAGCCACCACCCACCAGUCAGCGCCUUCCACGCUGAGGGUCUGAAACAGGACUUUGUGUUUCAUGGAUCCAUCUACCCCAAACUCAAGUUCUGGGGCAAGAGUGUGGAAGCUGAGCCAAAAGGCGCCAUCACGCUGGAGCUGCCCAAGCACAAUGAGGCCUACACAUGGACAAAUCCAACGUGUUGUGUUCACAACAUCAUUGUGGGUCAGCUGUGGAUCGAGCAGUACGGGAAUGUGGAGGUGAUCAACCACAGAACUGGAGAAAGGUGCUUCCUGAAUUUCAAACCUUGUGGCCUUUUUGGAAAAGAACUGCACAAGGUUGAAGGAUAUAUUCUGGACAAAAGCAAAAAGAAGCUUUGUGCUCUUUAUGGGAAGUGGACAGAGUGUCUGUACGUUGUGGACCCUGCUGCCUUCGAAGCGCACAAGAAAAAUGGCAAGAAGGGGUCAGAAGAGAAAAAGGGCAGCAAAGCGGGCUGCAGUGAGGGUCAGGAGGGAGCUCCUUCACCUGCUGCAGACACUGUGGAAGUGAUUCCUGGCAGCCAGCUGCUGUGGAGAAUCGCACCCAGACCAGCCAACUCUGCCCAGAUGUACAGCUUCACGUCCUUCGCAAUGCAGCUGAACGAGCUGCGUAAGGAGAUGGAGGGAGUCAUUCCUCGGACAGACUGCCGGCUGAGACCGGACAUACGAGCCAUGGAGAACGGUGACAUCGAUCUCGCCAGUGAGGAGAAGAAGAGGCUUGAGGAAAAACAGAGAGCUCAUCGCAAAAGCCGCUCCAAAUCUGACGAAGAGUGGAAAACAAGGUGGUUUCAACAAGGCCAAAACCCUCACAACAGCUCCCAGGACUGGCUCUUUUCUGCUGGAUACUGGGACAGGAAAUACAGCCAGCUUCCAGACAUUUACUAAUGGACAUCUUCUGCACAGAGAAAUUUCCACUGUACCGUGUCCUCUGUGCAGAGCUGCAUCAAAUGUUUUAUUAAUGGAAAAGCUACCGUUACCCCAAGCAAUAUACGAUCAGUAUACUUAAACUGUGUGGCCUUAAUCGACUAUAUAAUGGUACAACUGCAAAAGAAUUUAGAAUUUCUGAAAUGUAAAGUUAUAUGACCCUUUAAUGUUUUGCAUUUGUAUUUAUAGUGGAGAGGUGCUGAUGCACAGGCGUUUUAAUGUACAGCAGUCUGCUUUAAAAAGCAUUCUGAUAUAUGUGUAUAUACUUCACACAAACCGUCAGUGACCUCGUCGUAUAAUCCACUUUUCCUCGAGAAAUCUCACAAAAAGCAACAGUUCAAUUCAUGUUAUGUUAACAUGUGUCGGUCUCUUCUCCUGAUGCAUUUUGCCACCUCGAAGGAGGUGUGCCAAGUACUUAAAAAACACAAAGUAUGUUUUCUAUAUCACUAUUACACUUACUGUCGUGAAUAACUGACUGUCACAUGUUUUGAUUGUUUUUAUGGUUCUGUCCACUGAGGCCUGUGUCUGUUAUUCACCGUGCACCAUAACAUAUACGUAUAUAUAGAAUUGAGUUUUGUGUAGAGUGAAGGUCAACUAAUAUUUUUGCUGAAAAUAUAAAAAUUUUGUAUCAUACAAUCUGUCAAACAAACUAAACAUAGUUGUUUGGGGGUGUUUACGUCACAAGUUGUAGAAAAUACUGAAUUUUUUGUUGUUUUGCCUCCACAUUGAGCAUUAUAAUAUUUUAUUGCAAACCUAAAUAAAACACUGUGUAUUCAUGUAUGUUUUUACCAUUUAUGUUAGGUAGGCUCGAAAAGACAAAUUUCAGAGGAAUCUGAAAAUAAAGUGUGAUCUGAUCAAA
Scophthalmus maximus (turbot) is the source of this 4053-nucleotide messenger RNA. It is a transcript of the gene osbpl1a, whose product is annotated as oxysterol binding protein-like 1A. The transcript is spliced from 28 exons. Gene Ontology annotation, molecular function: cholesterol binding; protein binding. Gene Ontology annotation, cellular component: cytosol; membrane; intracellular membrane-bounded organelle. Bases 261 to 3155 code for a protein of 964 amino acids. The record is from RefSeq and is a predicted model, not a curated record. Lineage: Eukaryota; Metazoa; Chordata; Actinopteri; Pleuronectiformes; Scophthalmidae.